Messenger RNA from Chinchilla lanigera (long-tailed chinchilla), 8822 nucleotides. RefSeq names its product ankyrin repeat domain 11 (gene Ankrd11). Gene Ontology annotation, biological process: anatomical structure morphogenesis. Gene Ontology annotation, molecular function: protein binding. Gene Ontology annotation, cellular component: nucleus. The record is from RefSeq and is a predicted model, not a curated record. Lineage: Eukaryota; Metazoa; Chordata; Mammalia; Rodentia; Chinchillidae.
AACUCACGGCCCUGCUGGAUUUGACACACAGUCCCCAGCCCCGCUGACUUCCGCCAUGGAAUCGCAGACGGUUGACGAUGAGGCGAUGGCGGUGUAAAUGAAGAUCAGGUGAGGAAGCAGAACGAUGCCCAAGAGUGGGUGUUCUAAAACACCACAGCAAGAAGACUUUCCUCUCAGCAACGACAUGGUGGAGAAACAAACCGGGAAAAAGGAUAAAGAUAAAGUUUCUCUAACCAAGACCCCAAAGCUGGAUCGCAGUGAUGGAGGGAAGGAGGUGAGAGAGCGCACUACCAAGCGGAAGCUGCCCUUCACCGUGGGGGCCAAUGGAGAGCAGAAGGACUCGGACACAGAGAAGCAGGGUCCCGAGCGGAAGAGGAUCAAGAAGGAGCCCGUGGCCCGGAAAUCAGGGCUGCUCUUCGGCAUGGGGCUGUCUGGGAUCCGGGCCGGCUACCCGCUCUCUGAGCGCCAGCAGGUGGCUCUCCUCAUGCAGAUGACGGCCGAGGAGUCUGCCAACAGCCCAGUAGACACAACACCAAAGCACCCCUCCCAGUCUACAGUGUGUCAGAAGGGGACGCCCAACUCUGCCUCAAAAACCAAAGACAAAGUGAACAAGAGGAACGAGCGGGGGGAGACCCGCCUGCACCGGGCCGCUAUCCGAGGGGACGCCCGGCGUAUCAAGGAGCUCAUAAACGAGGGCGCGGAUGUCAAUGUCAAGGACUUUGCAGGCUGGACGGCGCUGCAUGAGGCGUGUAACCGGGGCUACUAUGAUGUCGCCAAGCAACUGCUGGCCGCAGGUGCGGAGGUGAACACCAAGGGCCUGGAUGAUGAUACGCCCUUGCACGAUGCUGCCAACAACGGCCACUACAAGGUGGUGAAGCUGUUGUUACGGUAUGGAGGGAACCCUCAGCAGAGCAACCGGAAAGGCGAGACCCCGUUGAAAGUGGCCAGUUCCCCCACCAUGGUGAACCUGCUGUUAGGCAAGGGCACUUACACAUCCAGUGAGGAGAGCUCCACUGAGAGUUCUGAGGAGGAGGACGCCCCAUCAUUCGCGCCGUCUAGCUCAGUCGAUGGCAAUAACACGGACUCUGAGUUUGAGAAAGGCCUGAAGCUCAAGGCCAAGAAUCCAGAGCCGCAGAAGACUGCUGCCCCUGUCAAGGACGAGUAUGAGUUUGAUGAGGAUGAUGAGCAGGACAGGGUCCCUCCGGUGGACGACAAGCACUUGCUGAAGAAGGAUUACAGGAAAGAGACAAAGUCCAACAGUUUCAUUUCAAUACCCAAAAUGGAAGUGAAGAGUUACAGUAAGAACAACGCAAUUGCACCAAAGAAAGCAGCCCAUCGCAUCCUGUCAGACACUUCCGAUGAGGAGGACACCAGCCUCACCGUCGGCACCGGAGAGAAGCUGCGGCUGUCUGCACACUCCAUGCUGCCCAGCAGCAAGGUACGGGAGCCAACCAACUCCAGGCAGCAAAAAGAAAAAAGCAAAGUAAAGAAAAAGCGAAAGAAAGAAGCAAAAAGCAAAGAAGUCCGGUUUGGGAAGAGGAGCGACAAAUUCUGCUCCUCUGAGUCAGAGAGCGAGUCCUCAGAGAGCGAGGAGGACGAUGGGGACUCUGUGGGGAGCACGGGCUGCCUCAAGGGGUCCCCGCUGGUGCUGAAGGACCCCUCCCUGUUCAGCUCGCUGUCCGCCUCCUCCACCUCCUCCCAUGGCAGCACUGCGGCCCCAAAGCAUGGCGCCAACCACAGUGACCAGCACACAAAGCACUGGCGCACGGACAACUGGAAAGCCAUCUCCUCUCCGGCCUGGUCCGAGGUCAGCUCCCUGUCAGACUCCUCACGCACGGGACUGACGAGUGAGUCUGACUGCCCUUCCGAAGGCUCCAGUGUGGAGUCUCUGAAGCCUGCCCGGAGGAAGCAGGAGCUCCGUAAGAGGGGCAGUCUGCCGAGUGGCCCACCAGAGAAAAGGGGCGCCUGCCACCCCAGUACAGAUGGUGCCGUCCCCAAGCUGGACAAGGAGGGAAAAGUUGUUAAAAAACACAAGACGAAACACAAACACAAAAACAAGGAGAAGGGGCAAUGUUCGGUGAGCCAGGAAAUUAAACUGAAAAGCUUUACAUAUGAGUACGAGGACUCCAAGCAAAAGUCAGAUAAGGCCGUCCUCUUAGACAGUGACAUUUCCACAGAAAAUAAGCUGAAAGUGCUGAAGCAUGACCGAGACCAUUUUAAGAAAGAAGAGAAACUCAGCAAGCUAAAGUCAGAAGACAAAGAGUGGAUCUUCAAAGAAGAGAUGCUCAAGGUCUCAAAAGAUGAGAAGUUGCUGAAGAGGGCCAAAGAUAUCGGCAGGUCUUUCCGGGAAGAGAAAGACCGUUCCAGCAAAGCAGAGAGGGAGAAGACCAUGAAGGAAAAGUCCCCCAAAGAGGAAAAGCUGAGGCUGUACAAAGAGGAGCGGAAAAAAAAGUCCAAAGACCGGCCCUCAAAGCUAGAGAAGAAGAACGACGGGAAAGAGGACAGGACUUGCAAGGAGAAGGAGAAGCUCAGAAAGGAAAAGGGCUACAGGGAUGACUCUGCAUUUGACGAGUACUGCAGCAAAGCCCAGUUUCUAGAGAACGAGGACACCAAGUUCAGCCUUUCUGAUGAUCAGCAGGAGAGGUGGUUUUCGGACCUGUCUGAUUCCUCCUUUGAUUUCAAAGGGGAGGACAGCUGGGACUCCCCGGUGACAGACUACAGGGACAUCAAGAGUGACUCUGUGGCCAAGCUCAUCUUAGAGACAGUGAAGGAGGACAGUAAGGAGAAGAAGCGAGACAGCAGAGCCCGGGAGAAGCGGGACUUUAGAGAUUCCUUCUUCCGCAAGAAAGACAGGGACUAUCUGGACAAGAACUCUGAGAAGAGAAGAGACCAGAUGGAGAAGCAUAAAGGCAUCUCCAGCUACCUCUCUGAGAAAGACAAGCGGAGGAGGGAGUGUGUUGAGGCCGCGCGGGAGCGGAGGGACGGCCUGGACGGCUCCCGGGAGCGCAAGGACGCCCGCCUCCGGCCCGAAGAGGCACAUCGCGAGGACUUGAAGGACUGUGGCUGUGAGAGUGCUUUCAGGGAGAAGCCAGACUGUGACCUGGCUAAGGGCCUGGAGCCUUGGGAACGCCACCAUGUCGCCCGGGAGAAGGAGAGGAAGGAGAAGAUGCGGGCGGAAAAAUACAAAGACAAGUCUCUGGACAGGGACAAGAGCGAGAAAUCACUCCUUGAGAAAUGUCAGAAAGACAAAGAAUUUGACAAAUGUUUCAAAGAAAAGAAAGAUGGCAAGGAGAAGCAUAAAGAGGCCCACAGCAAAGACAGAAAAGCACCUCUUGACCAAGCGAGAGAAAAGAAGGAGAAGAUGUUCCCUGGACUUCUUUCGGAAGACUUCUCCGAAAAGAAAGACGACAAGAAAGGGAAGGAGAAGAGCUGGUACAUUGCAGACAUAUUCACAGACGAAAGUGAGGAUGAGAAGGACGACUACAUGGCCAGCGGGUUCAAGGUCGGGGAAGCUGGGGACACACAGAGAGGGGAUGGCCUCCAGGACAAGGAAGAUGGGCGCGAGCCUCAUCUCUCAGAGAGACACCGGAAGUCCUCCUCCGACCGGCAGCACUUAGAGAAGCCCAGAGAUAAAGAGCCCAAAGAAAAGAAGAAGGACCGAGCUGCCCCUGAAGGCGGGCGGGACAAAAAAGACAAGAUCUUUGAGAAGCAUCGAGAGAAAAAAGACAGAGAGUGUGCAGAGAGAUACAAGGACAGGAAAGACAGGACUUCCGUCGACUCCGCCCAAGAAAAAAAGAGCAAACAGAAGCUCCCUGAGAAGGUGGAGAAGAAGCACUCCACUGAGGACAAGACCAAGAGUAAGCACAAGGAGAAACCGGAGAAGGAGCACUCCAAAGAGAGAAAGGGCUCACGGGGUGCCGAGGCGGAGAAGAGCCUGCUGGAGAAGCUGGAGGAGGAGGCACUGCACGAGUACCGGGAGGACUCCAAUGACAAAGUCAGCGAGGUCUCGUCAGACAGCUUCACAGACCGUGGCCAGGAGCCCGGCCUGAGCACCCUGCUGGAGGUGUCCUUCUCGGAGCCGCCUGACGACAAAGCCAGAGAGAGCUGCCUGGCAGAGAAGCUGAGGGAGAAGGAGCGGCAUAGGCACUCUUCAUCCUCCUCUAAGAAGAGCCACGACCGGGAGAGAGCCAAGAAGGAGAAGGCCGAGAAGAAGGAGAAAGGCGAGGACUACAAGGACGGGGGCGGCAGGAAGGACUCCAGCCAGUACGAGAAGGACUUCCUGGAGGCAGAGGCCUAUGGGGCCACCUACACCGUGAAGGCGGACAUUGACGAUGAGUUGGAUAAGACCAUUGAAAUAUUUUCCUCUGAAAAGAAAGAAAGAAAUGAUCCUGAGAGAGAACCUUCCAAGAAAAUAGAGAAGGAACUAAAGCCUUACGGAUCUAGCACCAUCAGCACCCUGAAGGAGAAGAAGAAGCGAGAGAAGCACCGGGAGAAGUGGAGAGAGGAGAAGGAGAAACACCGGGAGAAGCACACAGAUGGCUUCCUCAAACACCACAAGGAUGAGCCAAAGCCCGCAGCCAAAGACAAGGACAACCCUCCCAACUCCUUCAAGGAGAAGUCCAGGGACGAGAGCCUGAAACUCAGCGAGGCCAAGCUGAAAGAGAAGUUCAAGGAGAACACAGAGAGAGAAAAGGUCGACUCAGUGAAGAUCAGCAAUGGGAAUGACAAGCUACCACUGGCCAGAGACCUGGGAAAGAAGGACACCCGGCCCCGUGAGAAGCUCCUGGGAGACGGUGACCUGAUGAUGACGAGCUUUGAGAGGAUGCUGUCCCAGAAGGACCUGGAGAUCGAGGAGCGCCACAAGCGUCACAAGGAGCGUAUGAAGCAGAUGGAGAAGAUGAGACACAGGUCUGGGGACCCCAAGCUCAAAGACAAGACAAAGCCCGUGGACGAUGGGCGAAAGAAGAGCCUGGACGUUCCUCCUAAGAAACCCCUGGGGCCAGAGCCUCCCUUGAAGGAGAAGAAGCUCAAGGACUCCACUCCCAUGCCACCCACCACAGAGAGCAAGCCAGGGCCCGGGGCAGAGUGCAAAGACUGGUUGGCAGGGCCACCCUUCAAGGAGGUCUUGCCUGCCUCGCCCCGGCCUGAGCAGAGCAGGCCCACUGGGGUGCCCACUCCUACCUCGGUGGUGUCGUGCCCCAGCUACGAGGAGGUGAUGCACACGCCCAGGACACCGUCCUGCAGCGCCGACGACUACCCUGACCUGGUGUUUGACUGUGCAGACUCCCAGCACUCAAUGCCCGUCUCUGCCACAUCCGCCAGCGCCUGCUCACCGCCGUUUUUUGACAGGUUCUCUGUGGCCUCCAGCGGCGUUUCUGAAAACUCGGGCCAGACACCCACAAGGCCUAUCUCCACCAACCUCUACCGCUCUAUCUCUGUGGACAUCAGGAGGACCCCCGAGGAGGAGUUCAGUGUUGGGGACAAGCUGUUCAGGCAGCAGAGUGUCCCUGCGGCCUCCAGCUUCGACUCCCCUGUGCAGCACUUGCUGGAAGACAAGGCUCCACUCCCAUCGGUCCCCACGGAGAAGUUUGCCUGCCUGUCCCCAGGGUACUACUCCCCAGACUACGGCAUCCCCUCACCCAAGGUGGAUUCUCUGCACUGCCCCCCUGCCUCUACCGUUAGCACCACGCCCUCCCCUGAGGGCAUCUUCUCUGGUUUACCAGCAAAAGCCUCUUCUCCCAGAGGUGAGCUGUUAGCCCCAGCUGUAGAGGGAGCCCUUCCCCCGGACCUGGGCCUCCCUCUGGAUGCCACAGAGGACCAGCAGGCCACAGCUGCCAUCAUCCCCCCCGAGCCCAGCUACUUGGAGCCCUUGGAUGAGGGCCCCUUCAGCACUGUCAUUACUGAGGAGCCUGUGGAGUGGGCGCACCCCGCUGCUGAGCAGGCUCUUUCUUCCUCCUUGGUCACUGGUGCCUCCGAAAACCCCGUCAGCUGGCCUGUGGGUGCCGACCUCCUGCUGAAGUCCCCUCAGAGGUUCCCAGAGUCCCCAAAACAUUACUGCCCUGCGGACGCCCUCCACACUGCCACCCCAGGGCCCUUUAGCACCGCAGAGCCCCCGUACCCUGUCUCUCCUGUCUCCUACCCUCUGCCAGCUGCUGAGCCAGGCCUGGAAGAAGUCAAAGAUGAUGGGGUAGGAGCCCUCCCUGUCGCCCCCGAAGGAGCCACACCUUAUACCGCCCCUGCCAGGCUUGAGUCCUUCUUCGGCAGCUGCAAGCCACUCCCAGACACGCCCCUUGACCAGGCACCGGAGCCCACGUGUGUCUCCACGGUGGCUCAGGUGGAGGCCCUCGGGGCCCUAGAGAGCAGCUUCCUGGACAGUGGUCACAGCCUGGCUGCCCUUGGCCAAGUGGAGCCUGUGCCCUGGCAUGACGCCUUCACCAGUGCCGAGGAUGACCUGGACCUGGGGCCCUUCUCACUGCCGGACCUCCCUCUCCAGCCCAAGGAUGCCCCAGAUGUUGAAACUGACCCUACAGAAGAGAGCCCUGUUCCUCCAGGAGAGGCCGUCCCUGUUACCCCUGGGGUCAGUAGCAGUGGGGAUGGCUCUGUGGCUGUGGCCGAGGAUCAGCCAGCACCACCUACCGAGCAGACCACACCCCGACUUCCCGCCGAGCUUGAGCCCUCAGAGGAGCCAAAGCUGGAUGUAGUUCUGGAAGCCACUGUAGAAGCAGAAGCGGUGGAGGAACAGAGCCCUGAGGGUCUGGACUCCAGCUCAGCGCCUGUGCCUGGCCCCCCAGAACAGCGUCCCCUGGAGGGUGGAGACGAGAUCGAGGCUGAAGACCCCUCAGCUGCUCCCAACUGGGCCCCUGAUGGCCCUACCCAGGAUGCCCCUCCACAGGCCCAGGAUGGUUCAGAGGCCACCCCUGCUGCCACCCCAGCUGAGGGCCCUCCCGGCAGUGUGCAGCCAGAAGCUGCAGAGCCAGAGCCUCGACCCGCAGCUGAAGCCCCCAAGGCUCCCCGGGUGGAGGAAGUCCCUCAGCGCAUGACCAGGAACCGGGCCCAGAUGCUGGCCAGUCAGAGCAAGCAGGGCACGCCACCUGCAGAGAAGGAGCCCACGCCUACACCAGCCUCCCGUGCCAAGGCCCGUGUCCCCGAGGAGGAAGAUGCCCAGGCUCAACAUCCACGCAAGCGCCGCUUCCAGCGCUCCAGUCAGCAGCUGCAGCAGCAGCUGCACACGUCCACACAGCAGACGCGGGAGGUCAUCCAACAGACCCUGGCUGCCAUCGUGGACGCCAUCAAGCUGGACGACAUCGAACCUUACCACAGCGACAGGUCCAAUCCGUACUUCGAGUACCUUCAGAUCAGAAAGAAGAUCGAAGAGAAGCGCAAGAUCCUCUGCUACAUCACACCACAGGCACCUCAGUGCUAUGCUGAGUACGUCACCUACACGGGGUCCUACCUCCUAGACGGCAAGCCACUCAGCAAGCUCCACAUCCCUGUGAUUGCACCCCCACCCUCUCUGGCGGAGCCCCUGAAGGAGCUUUUCAAGCAGCAGGAGGCUGUUCGGGGAAAGCUGCGUCUGCAGCACAGCAUUGAGCGGGAGAAGCUCAUCGUGUCCUGUGAGCAGGAGAUCUUGCGGGUCCACUGCCGGGCAGCCCGGACCAUUGCCAACCAGGCAGUACCCUUCAGCGCCUGCACGAUGCUGCUGGACUCUGAGGUCUACAACAUGCCUCUGGAAAGCCAGGGGGACGAGAACAAAUCGGUGCGAGAUCGCUUCAAUGCCCGCCAGUUCAUCUCCUGGCUGCAGGACGUAGACGACAAAUACGACCGCAUGAAGACGUGUCUCCUGAUGCGGCAGCAGCACGAGGCGGCGGCCCUCAAUGCCGUGCAGAGGAUGGAGUGGCAGCUGAAGGCACAGGAGCUAGACCCUGCCGGACACAAGACCCUGUGUGUGAAUGAGGUGCCCUCCUUCUAUGUGCCCAUGGUUGACGUUAACGACGAUUUUGUGCUGCUGCCAGCGUGACACCCACAGGAAGGCCGUAGGACCGGCGAGGGCCACUCAGCCGCCAGUGCUGCCCAUGAGUCCCAGCAGUGAAGGAGGGAGGACCGCACCGCCAGGUGGGAGGAGGAGAGACUGCACCUGGCCCAUGCCUCCCCUUCCAGACUGGCCGGAUGCUAGGGAGGCGGAGCCCGUCUCUUUACCAGCUGCUGUGGGAUCCCCAGGCCGGGCUACAGAGCCCUGCCCCCUGGCAGGAGGAGGAGAACGCGGUGCGAGGGGACGGCAGCUCUGUCUUGGAGAACAGCGCCCAGGAGGAGCCGCAGGACAGAGCGCUUCAGAUUCCUCGUUCAUUCUGAUCACCUGCAGGACGUGAACCAAGGCGUCACCCCUCAGCAGUGAUCUCCAGGUCAGAGGCAGGAUUGCGCCACCUUGGCCCGUCCUCAGGGCCGAUGGGGAUGCCGGGACCCUGGUGUGGUGAGGGCCCGGCUGCCACCUGCCUGGCCACAGAGGGAUGCAGCCAGGACUCUCCAGCAGUGUUUUUAAUGGAGUCAAAUCCACGUGGUUUGUAUAUUUUUUCCUUUAAUCUUGGGCAUUUUGUUUCUCUUUCUGAGAACGUAACUUGAAACACUACAGAGCCAAUAACCCUAUACAGAGUGUAUCCGCGGACGCUGUACAGUUUUAUACACCUUCACAAUGUACUUUGCUGCCUUCUAGAUAAUUUAUUUUGCAACACAUUACUGCACAGUUGUAAAUAACUUAUGUACUGUAACAUCACCUUCAGUUAUGUGUAAAGAAAUAAAUAAAUUAAUUAAAAUGCUCUUUGUAUAUA